AUGUUCGGGAAACCAGACAAAAUGGACGUCCGGUGCCACUCGGACUCCGAGGCCGCCAGGGUCUCGAAGAACGCGCACAAGGAGAGCCGGGAGAUCAAGGGCGCCGAGGGGAGCCUUCCGGCCGCCUUCCUCAAGGAGCCGCAGGGCGCCUUUUCGGCGUCUGGCGCUUCGGAAGAUUGUAACAAAAGUAAAUCCAAUUCCUCAGCAGACCCAGAUUACUGCCGCCGGAUCCUAGUCCGAGAUGCCAAGGGGUCUAUCCGAGAAAUCAUCCUGCCCAAGGGCUUGGACCUGGACCGACCCAAGAGGACACGCACGUCCUUCACGGCGGAGCAGCUCUACAGGCUGGAGAUGGAGUUCCAGCGUUGCCAAUACGUGGUGGGCCGGGAGAGAACCGAGCUGGCUCGGCAGCUCAAUCUUUCUGAGACUCAGGUGAAGGUCUGGUUCCAGAAUCGGAGGACCAAGCAGAAGAAGGACCAGGGCAAGGACUCGGAGCUGCGCUCGGUGGUGUCGGAGACCGCCGCCACGUGCAGCGUGCUGCGGCUGUUGGAGCAAGGCCGCUUGCUGUCGCCUCCCGGGCUGCCCGCCCUACUGCCGCCCUGUGCCACCGGCGCACUGGGCUCCGCGUUGCGCGGGCCCAGCCUCCCGGCUCUCGGUGCGGGCGCUGCCGCGGGCUCCGCAGCCGCCGCCGCCGCCGCCGCCGCCACUGCCCCGGGUCCCGCGGGCGCGGCGUCCCAGCACCCGCCGGCCGUGGGUGGCGCUCCCGGCCCGGGGCCUGCAGGGCAGGGGGGACUGCACGCGGGAGCACCGACUGCUAGCCACGGUCUCUUCAGCCUGCCGGUGCCGUCGCUGCUAGGCUCUGUCGCCAGCCGCCUGUCCUCUGCCCCGUUGACGAUGGCUGGUUCGCUAGCCGGGAAUUUGCAAGAACUCUCAGCCCGUUACCUGAGCUCCUCGGCCUUCGAGCCUUACUCCCGGACCAACAAUAAAGAAGGGGCCGAGAAAAAAGCGCUAGACUGA
Grammomys surdaster is the source of this 1014-nucleotide messenger RNA. It is a transcript of the gene Vax1, whose product is annotated as ventral anterior homeobox 1. Gene Ontology annotation, biological process: neuron differentiation; central nervous system development; brain development. Bases 1 to 1014 code for a protein of 337 amino acids. The record is from RefSeq and is a predicted model, not a curated record. Lineage: Eukaryota; Metazoa; Chordata; Mammalia; Rodentia; Muridae. The transcript is spliced from 3 exons. Gene Ontology annotation, molecular function: DNA-binding transcription factor activity, RNA polymerase II-specific; DNA binding.